Pleuronectes platessa (European plaice) is the source of this 3506-nucleotide messenger RNA. It is a transcript of the gene slc6a15, whose product is annotated as solute carrier family 6 member 15. Gene Ontology annotation, biological process: sodium ion transmembrane transport; L-leucine transport. Gene Ontology annotation, molecular function: proline:sodium symporter activity. Lineage: Eukaryota; Metazoa; Chordata; Actinopteri; Pleuronectiformes; Pleuronectidae. Gene Ontology annotation, cellular component: plasma membrane. Bases 344 to 2560 code for a protein of 738 amino acids. The record is from RefSeq and is a predicted model, not a curated record. The transcript is spliced from 12 exons.
CUGUAGCUGCACACACAGGUCGGACUGGUCCACAGAGAAGCAAGUGAUAAUGCCUGCCCCAUGCAUGUGCUCUCACAAUUUCAUUCCUUGAGACGAAUCAUUUCGGAAGAGGACGACUGUUUCAUCCACACGGACAUUUGGUGAUAAUGAAGAACUGAAGACCUUUAUCACUCAACCUCUACGAACUGUCUUAAACCCAACGUGCCCUUGAACCCAAACUCCUUCAAACUUGUAGCUGUGCAGAGACAGAUUUGAAAUAGUGACUGUUAACAGACGCCGGCCCUGCCCUUCCAGCCCAUUGACUGAAAAGACUUUCCACCCUUCGCCUUGAUUGCUUUAUCAAAUGCCCAAAAACAGCAAGGCCGUCAAGAGAGAGCUUGACGACGAUGUCACAGAGUCUGUCAAGGACCUGCUUUCCAACGAGGACGCCUGCGACGAUUCCUUCAAGAAGAGCUCGUUGAUCGUCAACAACCAUGAUGGGGAAGGGAAAGAGUGUGAUGUGGAGGAAGGGGGCUCGGACGGCGAGGAAGAGGAGCGUCCAGCCUGGAACAGCAAGCUCCAGUAUAUCCUGGCCCAGGUCGGCUUCUCUGUAGGCCUGGGUAACGUCUGGAGGUUCCCCUACCUGUGUCAGAAGAAUGGAGGGGGAGCGUACCUGGUGCCCUAUCUCAUCCUGCUGAUAUUGAUUGGCAUCCCGCUGUUCUUCCUGGAGCUCGCCGUAGGCCAGCGUAUCCGCAGGGGCAGCAUUGGGGUGUGGAACUACAUCAGUCCUCGGCUGGGGGGCAUCGGCUUUGCCAGCUGUAUGGUUUGCUUCUUUGUGGCUCUCUACUACAAUGUCAUCAUCAGCUGGAGCCUCUUCUACUUCUCCCAGUCCUUCCAGCAACCUCUGCCAUGGCAUGAGUGUCCGCUUGUGAAGGACAAUAACAGUACAUAUGUGGUGCCGGAGUGUGAGAAGAGCUCGGCCACAACCUAUUAUUGGUACCGUGAGGCCUUGAACAUCUCCGACAGCAUCUCUGAGGGAGGAGGCCUCAAUUGGAAGAUGACGGUGUGCCUGCUGAUUGCGUGGUCCAUGGUUUGCCUAGCCAUGAUCAAGGGAAUCCAGUCUUCUGGGAAGGUGAUGUACUUCAGCUCCCUGUUCCCAUAUCUUGUGUUGAUAUGCUUCUUGGUUCGGGCUCUGCUCCUGAAGGGCUCCGUCGAUGGGAUUCGGCACAUGUUUACACCAAAGUUGGAGAUCAUGCUGGAAGCCAAGGUGUGGCGAGAGGCGGCCACGCAGGUCUUCUUCGCCCUGGGUCUCGGCUUCGGCGGCGUCAUCGCCUUCUCCAGCUACAACAAACGGGACAACAACUGCCACUUCGAUGCCGUCUUGGUGUCUUUCAUCAAUUUCUUCACCUCUGUGCUGGCCACCCUGGUGGUGUUCGCUGUGCUGGGCUUCAAAGCCAACAUCAUGAGCAGCAAGUGUGUCGCACUGAACAUUAAUAAGAUUGUGGGGUUGCUGGGUAACGGCAUUGAGGAGAACCUGAUCCCGCACCACAUCAACCUCACUAAGGGUGCUCUGGUGAGUGUGGAGGACUACGGUCAGAUGAUAACCAUCUUCAAAGGGGUGAAGGAGACCGACUACCAGAGCCUGGGUCUGGACUCCUGCAGCAUCGAGGACGAGCUCAACAAGGCCGUCCAGGGCACAGGGUUGGCCUUCAUCGCCUUCACAGAGGCCAUGACCCACUUCCCAGCAUCGCCCUUCUGGUCCGUCAUGUUCUUCCUAAUGCUGGUGAACCUUGGCCUCGGCAGCAUGUUCGGCACCAUCGAGGGCAUCCUCACUCCGUUGAUUGACACUUUCAAAGUCCGCAAGGAAUUUCUCACAGUGGGGUGCUGUGUGCUGGCCUUCUCCAUUGGCCUCCUGUUUGUUCAGCGCUCAGGGAACUACUUUGUGGCCAUGUUUGACGACUACUCGGCCACUUUGCCUCUGCUCAUCGUGGUCAUUCUGGAGAACGUGGCCGUCGCUUGGGUUUACGGAUGUGAAAAGUUCUUUGAAGACCUGAAGGACAUGCUGGGCUUCACGCCGUACCGUUUCUAUUACUACAUGUGGAAGUACAUCACGCCCAUCCUGCUGCUGGUGCUCCUGUGCUCCAGCUUCGUCCAGCUGUCCAUGACGCCGCCAAGCUACAGUGCCUGGAUAGAGGAAGAGGCCAAAGAGCACACUGUGAUCUUCCCUUUGUGGGGCAUCGUAGUCUGCAUCUCCCUGGUGGUGAUGGCCAUCAUGCCCGUGCCCGUGGUCUUUUGCCUGCGCUACUUCAACAUCAUCGAUGAGAACACCAGCAGCCUCUCCACCGUCUCCUACAAAAAGGGACGUAUCAUCAAAGAGACCGCCCGGCCGGGGGAGGAUGACGACACCAGCCUGAUUCAGGGCAAGUCGCCCAGCGAGGCGCCCUCGCCGAUGCCCGGCAACAGCAUCUACCGCAAGCAGAGCGGCAGCGGCGGCCCUGACGCUGACACCGCACCUAACGGCCGUUACGGUAUUGGUUACUUGAUGGCCGACAUACCGGAUAUGCCCGAGUCAGACUUAUAGACUGACUAUAAUAGUAAGCCCUAUGCGGCCAUACCGGCAGGCCACUCCCCCCCCUCCACCCCUCUGCGUGCGUUUAGUUGGCUGUAUCAUCAAUGUAUAUUUCACUUGUACUAUAUAUCUUUGUAGAUAUCGUAGCUGCUCUCUAUUUGUCGUCUCUGAACCUUUUUGUGAUUGUCUACUUUACAACAUGUGGGAGGAAACAUCACCCUUAUCUGACCCAUGAUCCAUUGGCCCGGCUGCGUCCCAAACUACUCUGCGUCUCCUGCUCCCUCUGCUUCCUCCUCAGUGCAGAUUCUGCAGGAGGGAACAGGUGUAAGCAAUAAGGUGGACGUCCCACCAGGCCUACUUGAACAAGGAUCUGCAUUUAGGAGUCUGCAAAGGAGCAGUUGCGCGGGGUCGAGAGGUCCUUUUUUAGAUUGAGCCUGUGUCUGUUGGGGGGUGUGUUAAUCAAGCCAGCAUCUAAUCCUGCUGUAAAAACUGGGCGUGUAGAUUAUGACCCCUAACUGCUGGCUUAGAAGUCCUGAGAUUAGCGGCAGUGUAUUAACACUGCGAGACUGAUCAUCUUUUUGCUGGUGAGAGUUCACGAGUUGAGUUCAAACAGUGAGAGGAUGACCUCUGGAAACCACUCCCAUGAAUGUUUGAGACGAAGUAAUUUAUAUUUGUUUAUAGAAUACAUGAUGGACGCUGUAUAUUUAAGGUAUUCUGUAAAUAUAAUAUAAAUAUUAUAAAUAUAUUUAUCUUGAUAGUUUGGAUAUCAGAGCACCAUGUUUUUAAUGUUCAGAAGUACUUCAAACUUCCUUAACUCUCGUCUUUGUUUUUUACUAAUGUGUUGUCAAUGUUUGUGAGGACUGAAUCCCUCUUGUAAAUAUUUUUUCCAUGAAAUGGCUUAAAAUGCAAUGUCUUUUUUUCCCUGUCGAGAUUAAAGAUCAAAAUGGUCCACACCCUG